This is a messenger RNA of Anneissia japonica, 1892 nucleotides long. RefSeq names its product CMP-N-acetylneuraminate-poly-alpha-2,8-sialyltransferase-like. Bases 181 to 1188 code for a protein of 335 amino acids. Gene Ontology annotation, molecular function: alpha-N-acetylneuraminate alpha-2,8-sialyltransferase activity. The record is from RefSeq and is a predicted model, not a curated record. The transcript has 5 exons. Lineage: Eukaryota; Metazoa; Echinodermata; Crinoidea; Comatulida; Comatulidae. Gene Ontology annotation, biological process: N-glycan processing; oligosaccharide metabolic process.
CCGCAAUAAUCUAGUGGAAAAAAGAACCUUUGUUAUUGGAACGGUAUCUACUCUUAAUGAAAUGGGAGAGCCCAGCAAAAAAUUACAUAUCCAAAGAGGUAUGUAAAAGGGUAAAAUUUCAGAUUUAAUUUAGGAUCUAACUACUCGAGCUGGUACAGUAUACUCUAUUUAGGACAUCUAAUGGCUACAUCACAUAACCAAGAACGUAACAAUUUACUGGAUAAAUGGAAAGGUUAUUUUCUGCUUUUAUGCACACUAACUCUGUUACUCAGCAGUACUUGGAUGGUUUACUGGCCGUUAAGAAUGGCUAAACUAGGCCUACCAAAACCAAAAAAACAACGGUUGUUUUCGAAUGGGUCAGAUGUCUAUGAAGACAUGGAUACGUAUUUACGUUUUGUUUUAAAUAAGGCUAUAAAUAAUGAAAAGGUUACAAAUAUACGCAACUUUCUAAGGCGAAAUAAAAUGACUAGUGAUGUUCUUUUCCCGUCGCAUGAAUCAAGAAAAGCAUCACAGCAAAUUAAGUUACUCAACCGUUGUGCUGUUGUAGGAAGCUCUGGAAUACUGACAGGUAGUCAAUGCGGAAAAGAAAUAUCUGCACAUGAUUUCAUAAUGCGACUAAAUAUGGCAGAGACAGAGGGAUUCGAAAACGACGUCGGUGAUCGAACAAAUCUUAUGAGCUUGAAUACACCGAUAUGUGUUAUUUUGAACAAAUGUCUGCGUAAAAGUCGUGAUCCAUGUAAGCAAAAGUAUCGUCAUCAAAUUAAACAACUAAAAAACUCAAUAGUAGUGUUACCACGAUUUCCUGAGAUGGGAGAACCAUAUAAAAAGCAAGUAUCAGCGUUUAUAAAUACAGUAAGAAGGCAGAAUCUUCUUGACCUUAGAGUCCCAGCUAUGAAAACGACAGAAGUUGUUAAAAGAUUAUGGUCGGUGUCGAAAUUACCCACUGCUGGACUUCGUAUUUUAGCAUUUGCUUUUACAUUUUGUCGCAAAAUAUCAGUGUAUGGCGUCUACCCAUUCUCAGUAAGCCCGAGGGGAUUACCAAUUAAGUAUCAUUACUUUGACAAUGGAUUUACUAAGCAAAUUCACCACAACAUGACAGAAGAAUUUCAAAUCUUCAAAAGACUAAAUGAAAAUCAUUCAAUACGAUUAGUUACUGAAAACUGUCUACACACCGAUUUAUUAACUUAACUUAAAUAAUAUUAUUUCAAUUGUUAAAUUGUUGUAUAGUCCUACUAUAUAUAAAAAAUAAACUAAAUUAUUAUAUUGUAUCACACUAGUAUGGGAUCUUAUGUAUUUUACGUGGCCCUCUACCAAACUAUGUAUAUGGGAUUUUUAUUUGUUUAAUUUUUAUUAUAUUUUAUUUUUUUAUUUUCAUUUUACUUUACUUUUUUUGUUUCUUUGUAUUCAUACAAAUCAAAGAUAGUAAAUAGAAGAAGAUAGAGCAGUUCGCGAUAUAGUGAAACGUCGAUGAGGGCGUCCACGGAGCAAUUUCCUCCAUUCCUAUAUGUUUAUUAUCAACAGAUAAACCAGGGAACAGUUAAAUUAACUGUUCCCUGUAUAAACCCUAGGCACCGCUCGGGUUUGUUUGUUCCUUAGCUUCUCUACUUUGUCAAAUUGUCAAAAUUAUUUCCUCCAUUCUAGAGAGGGCGGACGUCCCAUCAAUGUUAAUGCAAAAUACGAGAAAAGUUAAUUCUUUUGCUAUUUAAACUCUUUGUACAAAUCUAAUUUUGACAGUGUACCAAGUUAAAUUGGGUCAAAUAGUGAUAAAUGUCGAAUUUACUAUUUCGCAUAAAUAACUAUCGGUAACCAUUAGGCAUAGGUAAUUUAUGAAUUUACUCUAAUAGAAAUACUGAAUCAAAAAUGACUAAAACUAUGAUUUCUACCUUUGACCA